Messenger RNA from Moneuplotes crassus, 2471 nucleotides. Lineage: Eukaryota; Ciliophora; Spirotrichea; Euplotida; Euplotidae. The record is from the annotation of a GenBank genome assembly.
AUGACUCCAAUCAACCACCUAAUUAACCUCCAAAAACCCAACCAGAAGACCCUCAAAACUGAUUUUCUCCUACUGACUCUUACAAGUAUAUAGGAAUUGGAUUUACUCUUUUCUAUUUCCUAAUAUCUUUGAAGUUCACAAGCUUCCCGGUAGGCUUCCAUCUUUGCCUUGUCAUAGGAGUGUGUGUCCUCUUGGCUGCCAACUAUACAUUGUCUCUGCAAUACUCCAAAUGGAUAGACUACUCAGUGUUCCCACUCUCGCUAAUCGGAACUCUCUACAUUUCAGAAAUCAGUGGAAUGUUGGGGCUGCAUUUCUUCAACACCCUGGCGCUGACUUUGUUUGCAUUCGUGGCUGGGAUCUGUCUGAACCUGAGCCACCACAGACAUCAGAGCGCUAUCUGAAUCGGAGGGAGCAUAAUGUAUUACAUCUUGAGAUUGGGAUUUUAUUUUAGCUCAUUCCCGGUGAGCUUCACUGCGACUAUAAUCAUCAGCGUUGCUUUUUACGGUGCAAAUCAAGCCAUCUAUGAGUUAGAAAUAAUGAAAGAUCGCAAGGCUUCAAAAGAUAGUGCUAAACUAAACUUUUCGAUGUAUGAGACUCUUGAUAACAUUCCGUACCCUAUCCUUGUUGAACAAGAAAAGGAAAUAGUGAUUUUCAACAGAAAGUUUGCUAAGUUGCUGAAAAUUGAGCAGAUUGACGAAGGAGUCAAAGACUGCGUCUUUAGCAAACUUAAGCAAACAGAUAUUGAAAUAGAAGACAAGAAGUUUAUCAAAAGACUCAAUAAAGUUGGGAAGAAGCUCAGUUAUAGUCAAGGAAGUAAUUUUAAAAAUCAAGGGUAUCUGAAUAAUCAGAAUACAGGAAAAGGUGCUAUAGAAGAGUCCAAGGGCAUUGCUAUUGACAACAUAGGGUCCUCCUUUGAUUUUGGAUCAGAGAACUCUGUCAGUGAUAGUGAAGAAAGACUUUCUCACAUUGAACCAACAACUAGCACUCUGUACGAAGCCAUUUUCACAGACCAGAAAAUCAAUGAACAAAGCAUUGUGUUUGAUAAAGAAGAAAUGCGGCUUGCCAUCCAAGACAGAAAGUUCAUUCUCAAGUCAAAGUCUAUCAAAUGGAAUGAUAAAGACGCAAAAAUCCACAUUUUUGAACAGAGCAAACUAAUUUCUGCUAAAGCUCUGAAUCCUCAUAUUAACAAUGAGCAAUACAAACUCAUUAUGAGUCAGUAUGCAUCAGAGCUUACAAAGAUGCUUCAGAAAGUUGAUCGAGAACUCUCUGAAGCCGAACAGAACGAAGAGCAGUUCCAGGAACUCAAGAAGUCCAUUAACCACAUGACUUCGGUUAUGCGAGAGAUCGUGGCCACCAUCACAUUUGACGGCGAAAACCCAUGUGAAGAGCAGAAGUCUGAGUUCACGAUCGACUCGUUGUGAGCUGAAGUCAGAAACACUAUCAAGCCUAGAGCUAGAGACAAAGGCAUCACCAUAGAGCUCGAUGUGCAUCCCAGACUAACAGGCGUUAUUGUGAAUGCAGAGAGAGCCACCGUGAAGCAAAUAUUGCUGCCACUAGUAACCAACUCGCUUAUCAAAAUGAGAGCUGGAGUUAUUAAAAUCAGAUGUGAACCUUGUGAUGAAGACAAGCAAUUGGUACGAGUCUGUAUUGAAGAUCAGGCUCAAUCCAUAGGCUUUGAUGAAGCACGCAAGAUUAAUGGUGCGCUCUCUGGACAAGACACUAACCAAGCUAUGGAAAGACUUGAAGCUCUCAAUCUUGCUAACAGUAAAGUUAUGUGAGAGCGACUUGGAGGCAAGAUCUGGAUGGAGUCUGGCAAAGGAACUGGCAACUUAAUCAAAUUUACUUUUAGAGUAGGUGAUGACGACCUGGAUUACUCUUUUGAAGAAGAUAUUGAAGUUGAAGACUACAAUGAGCAGGAAGACUGCAUCAGAGCACUGCCUUCCAUGAACUGCAAUGAAGCUCCCUUCAUGCACCUAAUCCAGUCUGAGCAAGUUGAUGAAGCUGAUGAUGAUGAGGAAGAUGAGGAAGAAGAGGAAGAUUGCAAAAAUAAUUGCUGCUCUAAUAUCUUGCUUGUUGAUGACAAUUAUUUCAAUAUAGAAGUCUUACAGUCUCUGAUAAUUGUGCAGCUCAGAAUGAAGUGUGACUCCGCUUUCAACGGGCAAGAAGCCGUCGAUAAAGUGAUAGAAAGAAGUAAGAACACUUGCUGCACCAAGUAUUAUAAGUACAUAUUCAUGGACAUCAACAUGCCAAUCAUGGAUGGAUACUCUGCCUCAGCUGAGGUUAAAAAGUUCUUGAGGGCCAACCCCGUUUCUAAGAACAAAAACAAAGUUCCCACCAAGAUUUUUGCAGUCACUGCUCAGAAAGAAGUCGUUGAGAACGAGCAGAAGCUGUUCGACGGAAUCAUUCUGAAGCCAAUUUCAAUCGAAGGACUCAGAAAUGUUGUCAAAUAAAAUAUAUAAAAUUUCAAUCAA